UUGAAUAAGCACAAUCUGUUCAGAUAAAUUACAGUAUGCACCACGAAAAUAAUCGAAGGUAAGUUGCAAAUAUAUUCACUUGUAACAUUUUAUAAUAUCGUGCAAACAAAGAAAAUUGUUUCCAAUAUUAUGAGAAAGCAAAACAAAGACUGAAUAGUAUCGGUAAAAUGUAUUAUCAAAUAAAUUUAAUAUCUCGUAGAUAUUCCAUGUUACAUGAUUCUGGUAAAUAAUCAAGAUUCAAUCUUGAGGUCAAUAUUUUAUUUACACGAAAUGUUUGUGCGGUCAGUGACUGGCAUAAAAGCUAAUUUACAUUUACAAAAUUUAUUAAUACGAUUUCUAGAUAUUAAAACGAAUGUUUUUUCUAAAUUAUUAUAAAAUUAUAGAGAAAAACAAAUAUGAAGUUUAGUUAAUUAUAUAGCAACGUGAAACGUUAACUGAAAAUCGAAUUAUUCCAAAACGUAACGAAGUAAUAGGUUACUUACAUCAGAUUUAAUAAAUAUUUUACCGUAAUGAGUAUUAUUAUUAAUAAAUAAUGUUUAAUUACACAAAUUAUGAAAGGAUGUUAAUAUUCAAUUUAUAAUGUAUGCAUAAUGUUAAGGGUUUAUGUCAUUCGCCAGUUUCGUUGUUGCCAAAUUUACAACGUUAUUAUCAUGUUGUGGCUUAUAAAGUAUUAUGACGUGUUAGCUUAUAACAUAUAAUUACAUUGAAUGCUAUUUAGUAUUUUUCCCUACAAUGUUUUUUAUGAAUAAUAAUGAUAAUCUUGAUUCAUUGAAAAGAGAAAUAAUUUCUAAAACUUAAAAUUUUUGUAAAAGAAUCGGAAAGGAUAUCGAAUUAUUGAAAAACCUUUUCGAUUCUUUUCGAAACUCAUAUAGAAUCGUGCGUACUCGUGUAAGAUCGUCCUGUCAAAUGUUUUGCAUAUUUCUCGGCCAAAAUAGUAGUGCGUGUCACUGUAUGGUUCAAUUAUACAAAGUGUGAUUCCUUUAAGUAUGAAUUGAAAUUAAAUAAUAAUAAACAAAACAUUUUUUAGCCAUUUUUAAUAAAAGGGAAUAUACCUUGCAUAAAACGACUUUGUGAUAAAUAUUCAUUUUAUACACUAAAAAACAAAAUUUCAAAACAAAUCUGUAACCAGUAGUUUCUAGUACAACCACGUGAUCUAAUUGUAGUUUCCAUCUUGUUUUUUAUCGAUUACCAUCGAGAGUUUCGUGAUAUGUUUCUUGGUUGUAUUUACAUGGUUGUCAGAUCUGAAAUUUUUCUGGAAAUUCAAAGAAUUUGGGUUUAUUGUUAAUACACUAUUUACAGUGUGCGAUAUUUGAUUUAGAAAAGGAAUGUACCUUGCAUAAGAUGACUUUUUAUGGCGAUACAGAUUUAUUUUAUACACUGAGAAACAAAAUUACUAAUAAAAGUGUAUACCCAGUAGUUUCUAGUAACACCACGUGAUCUAAUUGUAGUUUUCAUAUUUUUUUAUUGAUUAUCAUCGAGAGUUUCGUGAUAUGUUUCUUAUUUGUAUUUACAUGGUUGUCAGAUCUGGAAUAUUUCAGGAAAUUCAAAGAAUUUGGGUUUAUUGUUAAUAAACUAUUUACAGUGUGCGAUAUUUAAUUUAGAAAAGGAAUUUACCUUGCAUAAGAUGACUUUUUACGGUGAUAAAAAUUUAUUUUCUACACUGAGAAACAAAAUUACUAAUAAAAGUAUAUAAACAGUAGUUUCUAGUACCACCACGUGAUCUAAUUGUUUCCAUCUUGUUUUUUAUCGAUUAUCAUCGAGAGUCUCGUAAUACGUGUUUUAAUUAUAUUUACAUCGUUGUCAGAUCUGGAGUAUUUCUGGAAAUUCAAAGAAUUUGGAUUUUUUGUUAAUACACUAUUUACAGUGUACGAUAUUUAAUAUAGAAAGGGAAUUUACCUUGCAUAAGAUUACUUUUUACGGUGAUAAAAAUUUAUUUUAUACACUGAGAAACAAAAUUACUAAUAAAAGUAUAUAAACAGUAGUUUCUAGUACCACCACGUGAUCUAAUUGUUGUUUCCAUCUUGUUUUUUAUCGAUUAUCAUCGAGAGUUUUGUCAUACGUGUUUUAGUAGUAUUUACAUCGUUGUCAUAUCUGGAAUUUUUCUGGAAAUUAAUUUUAUCAUACAUUUAUAAUACGUAUAUAAAAUGAAUAGACUAUAUUUUCGUAUUUUGCAUACCAUUCCACGUUUUCGUCAUAAACCUAACCUAAACUAUCUAUUCUUCUUUUACAAAGACGGGUAUAUUUUUGUUUUUCACGUUUCUUCUUUUUUUUUAUUUAAAGUUAUCUAUUUGUUAUAUUGUCUUAUUUUGUAUCAUCGCAUCGUCUUUUAAUCACUGUUUUAUUUGUAGAAUUACUGAUACGGUUCAGCCGAUCCCCCCUGUAUAUUUCCAAUAAUAUAUUUUGAAAACCAAUAAAUGUCCAUUAAAAAUCGCGAGGAUUAUGUUCAUAAUUUAUUAGGCAAUAAAAUGGUUAUAAAAUGAAAACACAAACAGCUUUUGAAUUAGUUUAAAAAAAGUCGUAUAACAAACCGUAUAUUUACUGUUUUUUUUCGGUUGUUGCUUACACAAGAAGCAGCGAACCUUAGUCAAAUUAAAAUUCGCAAAAAAAACGAUAUUAUAAACUGACAGCUAUGGUGGCUGUCGGUGUCAUUUUGUAUUUCGUUCUAUCGGUCCACGCCAAAGAUCCGAAUAUAGAAGAAGAAGAAAUUCGCGCUUACAACUUACUGCAAACGAUAAAUAAGAAGAAUGAAGAAAAUUCCUAUAGAUCUUCACUCGCCCAAUGGGAUUACGAAUCUAAUAUAACGGAUGCGAACUUGGAAAAAGCUUUGGCGAUAUCGGCGGAAGUGGCCGAAAGCGAAAAGGAAGCUUGGCAACAGGUCAAACAAUUCAAUUGGAAAUCUUUCUCGGAUUAUAACAUAAAAAGGCAAUUUAUGUUUUAUUCUGUAUUAGGAUCAUCAGCUUUACCAGAAAACGAUUACAAAUAUUUAAAAAAGAACAUCAGCGAAAUGGAGGCGAUCUAUGCGAAAGGAAAAAUUUGCGAUUAUCAUAAUAAAACUAAAUGCGAUUUGGCAUUAGAACCAGAAAUAACGAACAUCCUUGCGAAUUCUAAAAACGAAGAAGAACUAAAACACGUUUGGAUCGAAUGGAGAAAUACAGUGGGUCGUAAAUGUAGAGAAAAUUAUAAACAUUACGUCAAAUUAUCGAAUCAAGCCGCUAAACUUAACGAUUUCAAUAAUCAAGGGGAAUAUUGGUUAUUUAAUUAUGAAGAUCCGGAUUUUAAAGAUCAAAUUGCAAGGUUAUGGGAUCAGCUGAAACCGUUGUACUUGCAAAUUCACGCUUACGUGCGGUAUAAACUCAAAGAAAAAUACGGGGAUGUUGUAACUGAAAAAGGACCGAUACCAGCACAUUUAUUAGGAAAUAUGUGGGCUCAAACUUGGAGUAACAUAGCCAGUUUUACUUUACCUUAUCCAGAAGUUGAGGAUAGCGAUGUAACAUCAGAAAUGAUAAAACAGAAUUAUACGGUUUUGAAGAUGUUCAAAACAGCUGAGGAUUUCUUCGUAUCUAUUAAUUUGACGUCUAUGCCUCAAAGUUUUUGGGAAAAAUCGAUUUUAGAAAAACCUACCGAUAGAGAAUUAGUUUGCCACGCAUCCGCUUGGGAUUUUUACAACGGAAAAGAUUUCAGGAUAAAACAGUGCACGGACAUUAAUAUUGAAGAUCUGACAACGGCGCAUCACGAAAUGGGGCAUAUCGAAUAUUUUUUGCAGUAUAAGGAUCAACCGGUUACUUAUAGGAGCGGAGCAAAUGAUGGUUUUCACGAGGCCGUUGGCGAUUUGAUUUCGUUGUCGUUUAAAUCGACGAAGCAUUUGAGAAAGAUCGGAUUGGUUAACACGAAAACUGACGAUCCGAAAAUAGUCCUCAAUAAUUUAUAUAAGAUUGGUUUGGACAAAAUAGCAUUUUUACCGUUCGGAUACUUGAUCGACCUUUGGAGAUGGGACGUUUUCUCCGGAAAUACCACAUCGGACAAUUACAAUUGCAAAUGGUGGGAAUUGAGGGAAAAAUAUCAAGGUUUGGAACCACCAGUCGAUCGAUCCGAAGAAGACUUCGACCCCGCAGCCAAAUAUCACAUAGUCGCCGAUGUUCCCUACCUCAGGUAUUUCAUAAGUUUCGUGAUCCAGUUCCAAUUCCAUAGGGCCCUUUGCGAAAAGGCGGGCGAAUACGAACCAAACAACGCCAAUAAACCCCUCCACGAAUGCGACAUAUACCAAAAUACCAACGCAGGAAAUUCCCUUAAAAAAAUGCUCGCCAUGGGCGCCUCGAGACCUUGGCCCGACGCCAUGGAAGCCCUAACGGGGCAAAGGAAUAUGGACGCCGGCGGUCUAUUGGAAUAUUUUAAGCCUCUUCAAGAUUGGUUGGAAAAAGAAAAUGUUAAAAACGGCGUGUUUAUCGGAUGGGAAAAAACUAAAAGAGUAUGUGUUCGAACUCGUCAAGAAUUAGAAUCAAAGAAACAACAAGAAGAAGAAUCUACUGAGUAAUAAAUGUUUUUCUAAUUUUAUGUAUUAUAAUUUUUUGGAAUUUUAUUCUUAAUAAAUGACUAUGAUUUAA
Diorhabda carinulata is the source of this 4601-nucleotide messenger RNA. RefSeq names its product angiotensin-converting enzyme-like. NCBI's taxonomy places the organism in Eukaryota, Metazoa, Arthropoda, Insecta, Coleoptera, Chrysomelidae. Gene Ontology annotation, molecular function: peptidyl-dipeptidase activity; metallopeptidase activity. Gene Ontology annotation, biological process: proteolysis. The record is from RefSeq and is a predicted model, not a curated record. Gene Ontology annotation, cellular component: plasma membrane. The transcript has 11 exons. The coding region runs from base 2630 to 4531 and encodes 633 amino acids.